AGUUGCCCUUCCGCCAUCAUUGAAGCGGCACGGCGUUAUGAUCGCGCAAUGAUAAGUGACAAAUAAAUAAUUGUUACUAUGGCAGCCGGUUUCGUCGGCUCCACGAAGAGUUUUCCUUUUUCAUUCGACGUAGAUGUGGAAGAAGACGACUUGGGACGCGGCACGCCACAUCUAAACAAGCGGAUAGGGAGCGAGAGCCCGACGAGCGCAGUCGGCGCGGAGGUGCCCCGAGAGCUUCCGAAUGAACUGUCUGCGCCCUACGAGGUGCCCCAGUUCCCUAUCGAACAAAUUGAGAAGAAACUGCUCAUACAGAGACAACUUAAUGUAAAGGCAGCAGAAUGCGGGCAGUCAGCUCGCUCGUUCGCGGGCAGCGAGGCGGGGGGCGCCGCCGCCGUGUUCGAGGAGGCGGCGAGGCUGCGGGACGAUGAUGAUUUAGACGUUAUCUUACCGCACUUCCAGCGGGUCGCCAUCAGCGGGGAGGAUACCUCUGGGGUCCCACUAGAGGACCUCCAGCAAGCGUCCUCAUACUUGGUGCAAGCGCUGGAGAUCCGCAAGCGCUACAUGGAGAUGUCCAGCCAGAGCUUCUCCAGCAUCACGGCGCGGUUCCUGCGCUCCAUCGAUCCGGACGGUGCGGCUAACCACACGCCCAGUGUCAAGGUGCCGCAGCGGCAUAUAGCUGACCACAUAGUGCACCCGCCGUUCAAGCAGGGGCGCGACCCGUGGGAGUGCCCGAUGCCGGCGCCCAAGGGCUACCACGUGCGCGCGGCGGAGGGCGUGUACAACCUGUACCGCGACGCCGCGUGCGCCGACCGCGUGCCCUACGAGUACGUCACGCUCGCGCAGUACAUACAGGACAAGAACACCAUGUGCACCAUGAUCGCUGAUGGGCCGCUGAAGUCGUUCUGCUACCGGCGCCUGAGCUACCUGUCGUCCAAGUUCCAGCUGCACGUGCUGCUCAACGAGUUGAGGGAGCUCGCCUCGCAGAAGGCGGUGCCACAUCGGGACUUUUACAAUAUACGAAAAGUGGACACACACAUACACGCGGCGUCGUGUAUGAACCAGAAGCACUUGCUGCGUUUCAUCAAGAAGACUCUGAAGAACCAUGCGGAUGAAGUGGUGACACUACACAAAGGCACCCCAAUGACCCUGAAGGCGGUGUUCCAGUCGAUGAACCUCAGUACCUAUGACCUUACUGUUGACAUGCUUGAUGUUCACGCGGACCGCAACACGUUCCACCGCUUCGACAAGUUCAACGCGAAGUACAACCCGAUCGGCGAGAGCAGGCUGCGCGAGGUGUUCCUCAAGACCGACAACUAUAUGAACGGGAAGUACUUCGCCAGGAUCAUCAAGGAGGUAGCCUCGGAUCUAGAGGAGAGCAAGUACCAGAACGCCGAGUUGCGUCUCUCGAUCUACGGCAAGAGUCCCAGCGAGUGGGCCAAGCUGGCCAAGUGGGCCAUCCAGUACGAGGUCUACUCGAACAACGUGCGCUGGCUCAUACAGAUACCGCGCUUGUACGACAUCUUCAAGUCGAACAAGAUAAUGAGCAACUUCCAAGAGUUCCUCAGCAACAUCUUCCAGCCGCUGUUCGAGGUCACCAACGACCCCAACAGCAAUCUCGAAUUGCACAAGUUCCUUACCCACGUGGUCGGGUUCGACAGCGUGGACGACGAGUCGAAGCCGGAGAACCCGAUGCUGGACGCGGAGGUGCGGCCGCCGGCGCGCUGGGACGACGACGAGAACCCGCCCUACGCGUACUACCUCUACUACAUGUACGCGAACCUCACCGUGCUCAACCACUUCCGCAAAGAGCAAGGUCUGAACACGUUCGUGCUGCGGCCUCACUGCGGCGAGGCGGGUCCCGUGCAGCACUUGGUGUGCGGCUUCAUGCUCGCUGAGAACAUCUCCCAUGGACUGCUGCUUCGGAAGGUGCCAGUCCUGCAGUACCUGUACUACCUGGCCCAGAUCUACAUCGCGAUGUCUCCGCUCAGCAACAACUCGCUGUUCCUGAACUACCACCGCAACCCGCUGCCGGAGUUCCUCGCGAGAGGCCUCUGCAUCACGCUCAGUACUGAUGAUCCGCUGCAGUUUCACUUCACUAAGGAACCUCUGAUGGAAGAAUACAGCAUUGCAGCCCAAGUGUGGAAGUUGAGCUCAUGUGACAUGUGCGAGUUGGCUCGCAACUCUGUGCUCAUGUCUGGCUUCCCUCAUGAGAUGAAACAGUACUGGUUAGGUCCAAACUACACGAAGGAGGGUGUCGCCGGAAAUGACAUCACGCGCACAAACGUACCGGAUAUACGCGUCUCCUUCCGCUACGAGACCAUACUUGAUGAACUUACCAAUAUAUUCAAGGAAGGAAUGUCGACCCAUCAGUAAGACCACACGCAGUACUGUGGAUACAACGUGCUAAAAUAUAAAAUUAUAUAUAAUUAAUAUAAUCGUGCUAUAUGUAAUGUCGCUUGGGUACUGUUGCCCCAAUAUGUAUCGAGUAAGAUUUCCCCCAAUGUGAUAAUUAGGUGAGGCUAAAAUAUAGUGAAUGUUUAAUCGAAUGGUUUUUAUUAACAUUUGUUAUCGUUAUUAAUAUUUUUAUCAUUUUUAACCAUUUAAUCUGUAUCAUUUUUUUACGGUUGUAUAUUUGUGAUUAUACUUUUCGAUCGAUAGGUUUUAAGACAUUUAUAAACUAAUUGUUUUUGUUUAAUAUUAUUAAGUAUAAAAUAAUGAUUCUAACAUAUUGGUUAUAUUUUUUUUAUAAUUUAAUGCGUUUUUAUUGCACAUGUAGUUUUAUAAUCCUCCGUUUUUACACUUUAAGACUUCCUGUUAUUAACAAAGUGCCUCCAAAGACGAAUAAUCUAGAUAAAUAAGGAUCCAUGCUGCAAAUAGAUUUAACUUUGGCCUUUUAUACAUCAAAAGUGUGUAACAUUUAAAUUUUAUAAUGCAUAGUGUAGUUUUAUGGUAAUAGACUCAACAAAUUGUUUCAAUUGAAUAAUUUAAUUUACACUGUACUCAGUGUAAAUAAAAUUAUUUUCAUUCUCCAUUACUUUAUGGAUGAUAUUUAUAAAAAUAGCUUCAUUAAUGUUAAUAUAUGUUAGUGUUUCGUUAUUUGCUUGGGAUAAUGUCUUUCAAUCACUGGGAAUACAUAAAAUUUGCUUAUUUUUUAAUGAGUCGUUUUAUCGUUUUUUGCUUUAUUGUCACCUUGAACUAGCUAUCCACAGCAAUCUCAAAAGGUGAAUAGAGAUAUUAUAAAGGAAUUUUUUUCCCACUAUAAUUUUUUUUACGGUCAUAUCAAGUGGUAGCUAAUCACGAUACAAAAAGGAAAUUAUGUAUUCCCGGUACACAUGGUGUGAAAAGUGUUUUCCAUUUUUUUUACAAUGCAUACAUUUCUAUUAUAGUUUAUGAUCUUUUUUCUAAAACAUGAAAUAAAUCAAUACACAACGAACUCUACCAUUACAUGAUAUUACAAAUCGAUACAGAAUAUUUCAAAUUAUGUGACAGAGAUGCACAAUAUACUUGUAUAGCUCCAUCUCUGUCUUACGCUUCAAUGUCUAUAAUUAAAAUGUAGAAGCAAGUAAUGGUAACUAGGAUACCUCUUAUUUCUCAGUUACCAGACUUUUUAACAUAAUAACACAUGUACUUAUUAUUGUCCCUUUGCAAUGUAUAAACGAUUUACCAUAGAUUGUACAUUUUAUUUUAUAUGAAAGUGAAUGUUAUCAUGUUGUUGGAAAUAAAGCUGCUCAUACGGAAA
Molecule: messenger RNA, 3739 nt
Organism: Zerene cesonia (dogface butterfly)
Lineage: Eukaryota; Metazoa; Arthropoda; Insecta; Lepidoptera; Pieridae
Product: AMP deaminase 2
Exons: 17
Coding region: 79-2373 (764 amino acids)
Biological process (GO): IMP salvage; AMP metabolic process
Cellular component (GO): cytosol
Molecular function (GO): AMP deaminase activity
Source: RefSeq, a predicted model, not a curated record